Messenger RNA from Chironomus riparius, 912 nucleotides. NCBI's taxonomy places the organism in Eukaryota, Metazoa, Arthropoda, Insecta, Diptera, Chironomidae. The record is from the annotation of a GenBank genome assembly.
AUGUUUCGAAUAACCUCAUUGAUUUUGAGAACUUAUUCUCACAAUAAUUUGAUUAAAACUAAUUUAGCGAGAAGCUUCUCAUUAUCAGCUAUUAAAGCAACAAACAUGAAAUUAUCAGAAAUUGUUAAAAAGUUGGAAGAAUUUGGAAGCUUACAUUAUGCUGAAAAAUGGGAUAAUGUAGGGCUCCUUGUUGAACCUAGCAAUUCUUUCGUGGAUGUGUCAACAAUCAUGUUAACUAAUGACUUGACACAGCAUGUUAUGGAUGAAGCAAUCGCUAAGAAUGCAAACAUGAUAAUCAGCUAUCAUCCACCUAUAUUUCAAGGCUUAAAAAGACUGACAAACAGUCAAUGGAAGGAACGGAUCAUAAUUAAAGCAAUUGAAAAUAGAAUUUCAAUUUAUUCACCACACACUGUUUGGGAUAGCAUUUCUAAUGGAACAAGUGAAUGGUUAGCAAAUUCAGUUCCUAAUAAGACAAUGAAGCCAGUCAUUCCAAAUGUCUCAAACCCAGAUUUUGGUGCUGGAAGAGUUUGUCAAGUUGAUGGAUCUUUUUCACUAAAGCAAGUUGUUGAUCUGGUUAAAAAGUAUACGAAGCUUGAUGAUUUAAGAAUUGGAGUUUCUUUUACUGGAUCUUUGGAUUCUCAAAUCAAGUCAUUUGCAUGCUGUCCUGGAAGUGGUUCAAGUGUACUUAAAGAUGUAAAGGAAGACAUUGAUCUAUUCAUUACUGGUGAAAUGAGCCAUCAUGAGGUUCUAGAAGCUAAUUCAAACAAUAUCCAUAUUAUCAUGUUGAAUCAUUCAAACUCUGAGCGUGGCUACUUACAUCACUUCGUUCCAAUAUUAGCUGAUCUCUUAAAAACAACUGAUGUAGACAUUUUUGUGUCUGAAAAGGAUGAAGAUCCAUUGAAGACAAUAUAA